Molecule: messenger RNA, 5069 nt
Organism: Cottoperca gobio
Lineage: Eukaryota; Metazoa; Chordata; Actinopteri; Perciformes; Bovichtidae
Gene: tgfbr3
Product: transforming growth factor, beta receptor III
Exons: 17
Coding region: 327-2876 (849 amino acids)
Biological process (GO): regulation of transforming growth factor beta receptor signaling pathway; transforming growth factor beta receptor signaling pathway; epithelial to mesenchymal transition
Molecular function (GO): transforming growth factor beta binding; transforming growth factor beta receptor activity; type II transforming growth factor beta receptor binding
Source: RefSeq, a predicted model, not a curated record
GAUAGUAGUAAACUGUUUAGAACUUUGAGCGAGAGGGGCUGUCUAUCCACACUUUGGUAAAAAAUAUCACGUCAGUUUCCAGCGCCGCCGUUUCCCCCAAAAACAACGGAAUGGUGUGAAUGUCCAGCCGAGAGAAGAACGACUUUAAUAUCCGCAUCCACCGGAGCGACUUUAACUUCUACCAAGUUUACUUGGGCAUUUUCUGGAGACUGCAUGCUGAGGUUUGAAGCUGACUUCCGACAGACUGCUUCAUAGUGAGGGAAACCUUUGUGAAAAGCAGGAGAAAAGGCCUGUUCACCCACCUUCCCCAUACUGGAAACUACAGGAUGGCUAGAAGAUUCCCCAUUCCCUUGUUACUUCUUGCAAUAUGCUGCCAGGCAUCUGCAGGGCCAUUGUUUCGCAGCCCAUGUGAGCUGCUGCCGGUGGGGAUGGGACACCCGGUGCAGGCCACGUUGAAGAGCUUCACCGCCCUGUCAGGCUGUGCAAGCAGGGGCACCACCAACCUCCCUCAGGAGGUCCACAUCAUCAACCUGAGAGGACAUGUUCCAGAGGGACCAGACAACACCCCGGCUGAAGUUGAGCUGCAUCUGAAGCCGAUCCAGUCUUUGCUGCGCCACCAGAAGCCACUGGUCUUAGUGCUCAACUCCCCCCAACCGCUGAUCUGGAAGAUCAAGACAGAGAAUCUGGCCCUGGGCAUUAAACGUACCUUUCAUGUAUCUGAGGGCUCAGAGGUCCACUUUCAGCUUGGAAACUUCUCCCUUUCCUGCCAGAUCCAGAAGGAGACACUUCCCCAUGGCAAUGAGCAUCUCCUCAACUGGGCACAGAAGAAGUACAGGGCAGUCACCUCUUUCUCUGAGCUCAGGAUCACUCAAGACAUCUACAUCAAAGUCGGAGAAGAUCCAUUGUUUUCUGACACCUGCAAGAUUGAUACCAAGUUCCUGUCUCUGAACUACCUGGGUGGCUACGUGGAGCCACAGACAUCAAAAGGUUGUGUGCUAUCUGGACCCAUCAAAGACCAAGAAGUCCACAUCAUUGAGCUCCAAGCCCCGAACUCCAGCAGUGCUUUCCAGGUGGAUGUCAUAGUGGAUCUAUGGCCUCUGGAGGACGAUGCCCCGCUGCAUCGUGACGUUGUCUUGCUGCUCAAGUGCGCCAAGUCUGUCAACUGGGUCAUCAAGGCUCACAGUGUGAUCGGUAACCUGGAUGUAGUGGCCUCUGAUACUGUGAGUGUUAGUUUAAAAACGGAGAGACUGAUGCAAGUGUCAAAAUCCCCCAAGCAACACUUGCCAUCGGGGUCACAAGCCUUGAUCAAGUGGGCAGGGGCGCAUGGCUACAGUCCAGUCACAUCUUACACCAGCACUGCUGUGGCUAACCACUUCAACAUCCGAAUUAGAGAGCCAGAUGUGGUGGAUCCUCUGGAGAGCAUGUUGCCUCCAGAGCUCUCCAUCCUGCGUGACUCCAGUCCUCAUCCAAGAGAGGGAGCUGCUUCCCGAAGUUCUCGUCAGCCCUUUCACUUCCCGCCACCUGUGUCCGACGGCCUGCCCUACCUGCCUCUGCCCUCCUCCCCCGACGACCGGCCCUGGGAGAACAGAGAGCCCGAGGAGCAUCAGGGCAUUCUGAGUGUUGGCUUCAGUGUGCAGUGUGAGGACACGAGGAUGGUGGUCAGCAUCGAUAAAGAAAGCCUGCAAGCGAAUGGGUUUAUUCAUGCCAACCUCACGCUCCAAGAUCCAGCUUGCAAAGCAACAGUCAAUGCCACCCACUACACCCUGGAAACUCCUCUGACUGGCUGUCUGACCACUGUAUAUCCCAUGCAGGGCAGCCCAAUGGCCCUCCACCUCAACUAUGUUCUGAUAAGUCAUGCUGAGACUAAGGAUGGGAGUGGAGGGCCGCUGGAUGAUGAGGACCUAGAAGUUGGAGACAUGCUGUUCCCAAGGGACCCAGUGGAGUUAGAGAGAACAUUUACAGAGCCCACAGAGCACCAGUCCGUCAUAGCGUUCAAUUGCACGUACCGAAAGAGCCAGGAAAGUUCGGCAACAAUUCCCAGGAUUGUACCAGGACCAGGGAGGCAACCGGUCAGCAACAUGUCAUUCAACAUGGAGUUGUACAACACACUGCCGUUCCACAAGCCUUCACGCCAGGCCUUCUACACUGUUUCACAAAAGCAGCAAGUCUUUGUGGAGGUCACAUCAGCCGCAUCAGAUCCGGAGCUGGGGUUCACCAUCUUAUCGUGCUUAAUUUCUCCCAACUCCGACCCCAGUGUGGUCUCAGACUACACUCUCAUUGAGACGGUCUGCCCAACAGAUGAGUCUGUGGAGUACUAUCCUCAGAGGGACUUCCCUGUCCCUCACACACAGGCGAAAAAGCAAAGUUUCAGCUUCACCUUCAACUCAAAGUUCAACAAGUCCCUGCUCUUCCUGCACUGUGAGAUGUCUCUGUGCUCCAAGAGAUCUCAGAGCAACCAAGGAAUGCCACCGUGCUUACAACCCAGUCAGACCUGCGAUUCUCUUUCUCUGGACAAUAUCAUGGCGAUGAUGAUAACCAGCAAGACGUCUACCAAGCCGCUGGUCGUGGUGGAUGGAUCUGGACAACCAGACGAAUCAGCCACUCCUUCUGACAGAGCACCCAAAAGCACAGAGGAGCCUUCUGUUCAUGACACGCUCUACGUGCUGGACACUCCGACAGUGGUGGGGAUCGCCUUCGCAGCCUUCGUGAUAGGGGCUCUGUUGACCGGAGCACUGUGGUUUAUCUACUCACACACAGGUGAGACAGCUGGCCCACAGCAGGUCCAGAAGUCCCAGCCGGUCUCAGAGAACAGCAGCGCGGCCCACAGUAUCGGCAGCACACAGAGCACACCCUGCUCCAGCAGCAGCACGGCGUAGCCCAGGACACAACCUGGCCGGACGCCGAACCCUGCACAGGAAGGGCCCGACAGUUUACAGGGACCGGUUUGUUGAUCUCCUUCCAUGAAAGGAAUUAUUUUUUGGGGAUGUUAUAGGAAGGAAAAAAGUAUGAUUUAAAAAAAACACACAAUAACACCUUUGGUCCUGUAAAUUCCUUUUUUGUGCUAGACUAAUAAACGGUCUUGGUGUUACUUGUCUGUAAUAGAAGCUAGACCCAGCUUGGCUGCCUCACUCCAUAUUUAGUACAAAAAACACUACGAGAAAAACAUUAUUUUCUUGCAUUUCUUUCCAAUCCAAGUGCUGUUUUUUCUGACCACAACACAGCCUUUUGUUUUGACCUUAAAUGGUGAGAUGUAGGCUGUCGGUAACAAGCAGGUGUACUCCAACAGCAAGGAAAGCAAUCAGGCUGCAGGGAUGUCAGUAUUAGUAGGUGAGAUGUUAAUGGCUGGACUGUAACACUUCACAUAGUGCAACCAUGUGGCAAAGGAGCAAAGCAACCACUAUUAACAUGCGGACAAAAGUGCAGUAUGAACGUAAGUCAUCAUCUUGACAGACGGAGACAAUGGCUUUUAUAAGAGGCAAGAUAGAUAUUGAAUGUAUACAGAAGAGUAAACGCCAAAAAAUGUGAAAGAAAAAUGUGAAAGACAUGCUGAUAAAAUGCCACAUUUUAUAAUGUACUCAUACUUCCUUCAUAAUGGAUUUACACACACAGGUUGGCAAGGCGUGUUUUGCAUGUAAAAUGCAUUUCAGUAGAUGUAGUCUCAAUUUCAUGUACACAACUUCCCAGGGGCAUUAUGGGUUCCCUUUUACCAGUCGUGUUUGUGGAAUAGUUCAUCAUUUUGGGAAAUGUUUUUAAUUAGCUUGUUAUCAAAAAGUUAGAUGGAACAGCCUGCUCUCGUAAAAAGGACGUUCCUUAUUUAGCGUAACUUAAAUUACGUGACAAACUUACUUAUUUUAAGCCAGACCAUAAUCUUAACUGUUUGUCUUGAAUUUAAUGAAGAAUACAGUUUUGUUGUAUGGGAACAUCAUUUUUAGGACUAGAAGUAGAUUUAAAUACUUAGACUAGAUAAAUACUUUAACACUUUUAAGAACAAGUUGCUACUGUUACAGAAAAGCUUCCAGUGUUAUGCUAAGCUAGGCUAAUCGUCUAGCUCCAGCUCUAUACUUAGUGUACCGACAUCCGAAUGGUAUCAGUCUUUUUACUUCACUCUUGAAUAUUAAUUAAUCCUAUUUCCCAAAAAGCCAAACUAUUCUCUAAAGACCUGUAUAUUUUUGUGAAUAUUGUAAAUAUUUGAAAAUGUUAUGAGGCGGAGUGUGUGCAAAUUCUGUUCUCGUACUUGUAGAUUAGACAAUAUUUAUCAGUGUGAGAUGCAACUUAAUACCAUUUCUCAUUUUAAAAGUGACGAAACAAGAAUCGUGGUGUUGAAUGACAUCGUAGGACACUGACCCUUUACACUCGGGCUGUUACUUAAUUCUCACCUUUGAGAAAAAGUUAAAUAUUUGGCAUUUUCACUUGAUAAAUAUUUAAACUAACUCAGCUGAUUGUCUUCUUAUCAGAGAGUCCAAGGGAGAGUAGAUUUGUUACAUUAUAAAGUCAAACAGUGUACAGUGUAUGGAUUUUCUUAUCUCUUUGUAUAAAUCUGGGCAGUGACGGUGAGUUAUAUAAACUGUAGCCGAAGCCCAUUGUUAUGGACAUUUAUUUUUAUUAUCUUCUGUUUUUUUAAACUGCCGCCUCAGAAUAAUAUAAAUGUUUGCUGUAGUGCCUUCCUUUACCCUGUAUGUGUUCUUCUGACUGUGUUGGACUGACUGGGAACUUUCUCUGCAACCAUUUAACCAUGAGAAGAAAAGCAGAAUGUAUAUUAUCUCAAAGCCUUUUAUCUUUUUUUCUUAUGUAAACAUGUGCAAAGCUUUCUACAGAGGGAACAGAGUCUAAAUAUAUAUUUGUGUAUAAAAUUAUAUUUUGGAAUAUAUUUACCAAGAGAAUUUAUUGUCUUUUAUGUGUGUUAAGUACUGUGAAUUGUGGAUGAGCUCAUACAUAACACAUGUUUGUGAGGGGAUCUUUGUUGCUUUAUUCAUAAAAGCCUCAUGGCAUGUUCUGUGACACUUUAACUGAUGGAAUUGAAAUAUUCAUAUUUGUGAUAAAUGAUUCAGCUUUUUUAUAUAUAUAUAUAU